This is a messenger RNA of Carassius gibelio (silver crucian carp), 3824 nucleotides long. It is a transcript of the gene sstr1b, whose product is annotated as somatostatin receptor 1b. Gene Ontology annotation, biological process: neuropeptide signaling pathway; cellular response to glucocorticoid stimulus. The transcript is spliced from 2 exons. The record is from RefSeq and is a predicted model, not a curated record. Lineage: Eukaryota; Metazoa; Chordata; Actinopteri; Cypriniformes; Cyprinidae. Gene Ontology annotation, cellular component: membrane; neuron projection. Bases 1571 to 2686 code for a protein of 371 amino acids. Gene Ontology annotation, molecular function: somatostatin receptor activity; neuropeptide binding.
UAUAUGUUUAAAAAGAGGGGAUUCGGUAAUUAUCAGCGACACCAGUUUUCCAUAACGGGACAGAGCCUGAGUAUCAACACUCAUGAACGGGGGAACAUUCGAUAAAGUAACUCUCUUAGAUGGACAGGAAUAAACUCGACGCCAACAGUAACUCCAUGCUCAACAACAUUUGCUUUGUCAAUAGUGUCAAGAAAAAUUACAGCUGUGUUAUUCACUCUAAAGGCAGACAUAAUAGACUCAAGCCACAUAGUCUCAGCCUCAGACGUUUAGCCAACGGUCCGUUUAUGGCACACAAAAGUGGAAACACUUCAGGGGUUUCAAAGUCAUCAUCGGAUUGGUUGAAUUAUACACGAUUCCAGGAGAUGUGUGUGACGCAUUAACACACGACAGCAUAAUGCAAGCUCAGAUUCACACUUGGAGCCUACAUACCUCCCUGAUAAACAUGCAGUACGUGGCCCAAAAGUAAAGCAGGAACAACAGCUCCAAGAACCCAUCACUAGAGAAAGCAAGAGCAAGAAAACAGAAAGAAAAAGAUCACUCACAGAGAGCCACCCGCACAAGCACCACUCCGUUCACUCGCCCUCAACAAUCACACCGGUAGUGAGAGAGAGAGAGAGAGAGAGAGAGAGAACAUCAGCACACAAGCAUUGGAAUCAAGCAGAAUAUGUGAAGGCAGCACAAGAACGAGGGAGAGAGAGACGUGUGGAGACAGAGAGAGACUGAGUGAUAGCGGGUUGGCAGGUGGACGGAUGAAAGCACUGGAGACCAGAAGAUGCUUCAGCUUUGUCAGUGUUUCCAGCAUCAUGAGGACGAUACAGAGCAACCUGCAAAAACAGACUUACAUAUCAGCAGCUUCUUUCUGAUUUAAAUCAAGCAGAACUCUACUCAUCUGGAUCACAUAAGAUCUUAACAACACCUGGAACAAAGGAAUACCAGCGAAACAAAGCAAACUAAAUAUAUUACACCUAAACUCCUCUAGCCAUCUCUUUUUUUAUGGUACGAUGGAACGGCUUCAACUCCAGGUGAACUAAUCUUGAUUUAACAAUAUGCUGUGGAUCACGUUCUCCACUGGGAGGAUCUUCUUGCGGGCAAGAGCACAUGGAGAGUAACGUAGUAAUACUUUGAUUCACAGACUCAAUUUCUUUUUAAUGAGCUGGAAUGCCUUCUCUCUGCCAAGAAUGAGAAGUUUAAUGAUGCUCAGUGAGCCAUGCCCUUCAACACCUGCACAGUCUCAGAGAAGAGCACGAAUCGAAGAGUAAUGCUCAUACUUAGAAUUCUGCAGAUGCAACAUUUUUGCCUUCGGAUUCCAAUUUUUCUGCUUAUUAUCUCGAAGUUCUAAAGGAACUGGGAUCCCUUAGAAGAUGGAGAUGAGACCCAUAUGAAGCUGUUGGUUUGGUGCAGAAAAAUUUUAAGGACAAUUGAAGGUUGUAGAAAAACAAGACUUGUGACCGUUUGAAAAUGUCUAACUUUAAAGCAACAUUAAGACAUUGAGUGACUUUUGGAAAUCACAUAUAGAAAAACCCAAUUUGGGUGCAAAACAUCAAAAAAUACAAAUCAACACAACUAAAAAAUGGCAGAGCUUGCUGGAUACAAUGGCAGUGAGAACUUUAUGUUCUCAACCGGUCUGCCUUUCAACUCUACUGGCGACUAUGAGUAUUACGAACCCGAACCCGAUGCCAGCAAGAUCAUCAUCCCCUCCAUCUAUGCACUGGUGUGCUGUGUUGGCGUUACGGGAAACGCCAUGGUCAUCUACGUCAUCCUCAAGUACGCCAAGAUGAAGACAGCCACCAACAUCUACAUUCUCAAUCUCGCCAUUGCGGAUGAACUCUUCAUGUUGAGCGUCCCCUUCCUGGCGACCUCAGCUGCGGUGCAUCACUGGCCGUUUGGCUCGCUCAUGUGUCGUUUGGUUCUCAGCGUGGACGGCAUCAACAUGUUCACAAGCAUCUUCUGCCUGACCGUGCUGAGUGUGGACCGCUACAUUGCAGUGGUGCACCCAAUCAAAGCGGCUCGCUACCGUCGCCCGACCGUCGCCAAAGUUGUCAAUGUUUGCGUGUGGGGACUUUCGCUGCUUGUAAUUCUGCCCAUCAUCAUCUUUGCGGACACGGUUCCGGCUCAGGACGGAGGAGUGGACUGCAACUUUCUAUGGCCAGAGUCCUCGUGGUCAGAAGCGUUUGUGGUCUACACGUUCCUACUUGGUUUCCUGCUCCCUGUGGCUGCCAUCUGUCUGUGCUACUGCUUGAUUGUAGUACGCAUGCGAGCGGUGGGUCUAAAAGCAGGCUGGCUGCAGCGGCGGCGAUCUGAAAAGAAGAUCACACGCAUGGUGCUGCUGGUGGUGGCCGUUUUUGUGCUCUGCUGGAUGCCGUUUUAUAUUGUGCAGCUGAUUAGUGUAUUCCGCAAGCCGCCGGACCCCAUGGUGACUCAGCUAUUUGUCAUUCUAAGCUACGCCAACAGUGGCGCCAACCCCAUUCUCUACGGAUUUGUGUCGGACAACUUCCGCCGCUCGUUUCAGCGCAUCAUUUGUUUCCGCUGGCUGGAGAACGGACUGGAUGCUGAGCAGGUGGACUACUGUGCAGUGGCCCUGCGGCGUCAGACCACAUGUGGCCCACCAGACUUUCCAAAGGAGUGCUUGGCCUCUGACAUGGUGUUUCGUAAUGGAACCUGUACCUCCCGAACAACCACUCUGUAAGAGGGUUUUCAGUAAGAGUGUUAUAGAUUAAAGGGAUAGUUGACUCAAAAAUGAAAAUCGUUAUUUACUUUCCUAACCUGUACUAACAGUAUUGGUUAUCAAUGAUGUUUAUUUUUGGGUGAACUGCCCCUUAAUCAUAUCAUUCAUUGAGACAUGAAGUCCAGACCAGUUUACCUAUCAGUAAGCCCCUCCCCUCAAACGCAGAUGAGCCAAUGGCAGUCAAGUAUCAGUUGCACGUGGACUGGAACUCGGACACCUUUAGAUUUCAGCGUUAUAGAGAAACAUUGGAAGAUUCAGAUAUUUCAUUGGUUUGAUGGUGUUUAUGCUGUAAAAAUGGAAAAACAAUGUGCCUGGUGUACUUGUUACAGAUAGGCAAUAGGAUUUAUUUGAUUAAAUUUCCUAAACCCAAACAAAACAGAACAAAAGUGUCCCUAAGCAUUCUCCCCCAAUCCCAAUGAAUAUGAAAACGUACAUUUUCUGGUUGCCAUACUGUCAUUAAGUUACAAUUUUCAUCUGCUUAAGCAGAAUGAUUAUGCCAUCUUGUGCUUCAGCAAGGUAUCUCUGAAAGACUCACUAACGUUAAAAGUUAGUGAGUCAGUUCUAAUGUACAAGCAUAAAUAGUGAAAUGUUUUCACGUCAUGUUCAUUUAAAUUUCACUAAUGUGACUGCAACUUAAUAAUAAGAAAAAGGGCGCCAAAGGUCAGAAAGGUCAGAAUAUUUGGUGAUCAGCAUGAAGUCAUUAGAGAAUAAGGAUAUGUUUUGUCUCAGUUUGCCUUAAAAUACUACAGAAUUUCCACCAAGAUUGGCCAGCAAGACAUCAUAAUGAACAACCAAUAGACCCCAUACUGUUCAGUGUGUGAUCGUUAUGUUAUAAUGUUAAUUGUAGAUAAUUGUAGAUUAAUGUUUAUAUGAAACAUAUGUUGAAAUGGUUACACGAUUGGUUUGUGGAUUCUGUGUACUUCUGAAUGCACAAUAUCAUCAUGACAAAAUACUCCAUUUGUUCUUGCUUAUGUUUUUGAGUCAAAUGAUUUGUCAGUCAGUGUCAGUGCCCAAAUUUGACUUAGUUUACCCUGCUUUGAAACUGUGUUGUGGGUCCAAAUUGCUGGUAUUUUAAAGUAAAUACAAUAAAAGUUGAUUG